AUGAAAGGAUACAUCGCAUUUUUCAGUAUUAUAUCGGUAGCAAAUACAUUGCCACAAUAUGAUUAUAAGGUUCCAAGUAUUAUUAGAGAUGAAAAUCCGUUUUAUAAUGGGGCACCAUUAUCAUAUAAUGAUGCUAGUCCAAUUAAAACAAUAGUUACAAAACAAUUUUUUAUACAUGCUGCACCAGAUGAAGAAGAUGAAAUCGGUGCCGAUAAAGUUAUACAUAUUGGACCAAAACAAAAGCAUUAUCGUGUUGUAUUCAUAAAAGCACCACAUCAAAAUGUACAACCUGGUAGAAUAAAAGUUAUUUCUCCCGAACAUCAAGAAAAAACUGUUAUUUAUGUUUUAAGUAAAAAACCAAAUGUGUUUGAUAUCAAAACUGAAGUACAGCAAUCACAUAUAGAACCAACGAAACCUGAUGUUUUCUUUAUUAAAUACAAAACCAAUGAAGAAGCUGUUCAUGCGCAGAAACAAAUUCAAGCUCAAUAUGAUUCACUGGGUGGUACUACCCAAAUAUCAGAUGAAGGUGUUGCACCAUUAACAUCGGUUGUAGGUGCUUUGGGACAUUCAUCAAAUGAAGAAAAUAAUUAUAUAUCACCGGCAACGGCCAGUAUUACUGGUGCUUAUCUACCACCUAGUGAUAUCGCAACUACUACAGCAGCUAAUGUUUUAAAAGGUCUCCAGAUAUUCUUCAAAAAACGAAAUAAAAAAUAA
Messenger RNA from Condylostylus longicornis, 714 nucleotides. RefSeq lists its product as uncharacterized. NCBI's taxonomy places the organism in Eukaryota, Metazoa, Arthropoda, Insecta, Diptera, Dolichopodidae. The transcript is spliced from 4 exons. The record is from RefSeq and is a predicted model, not a curated record. The coding region runs from base 1 to 714 and encodes 237 amino acids.